GCUCCGGCUCCGGUCCCGGUGGGGAGCACCAUGCUGGCCACCCGGUUGUGCACCAUGAGGAAGCUUCCUUCUGUUCUGGCUAGGAAACUCACUUCUGGGACCAGUGGCUCCCCAGUGCUUCCUGACAUGUCUGAAGGACACUUACCCAUUCAUGUGAAUAAUGUGCGGAGCAGAUUGAGGGAUAUAGUAGGAGCAUCUACCAACUGGAGGGAUCAUGUGCAAGCAAUGCAAGAAAGAAAAGCUCUUCAUACUUUACUGGCAAAACGGCAGGAAGAUCUCCCUCCUAGGAGAAUGAAGGAUAGCUACUUGGAAGUUAUUCUACCUCUAGGAAGUCAACCUGAAAUAAGAGAAAAGUACCUGAAUGUACACAACAGUGUAAGGUUUGGAAGGAUACUUGAAGAUCUUGACAGUUUAGGAGUUCUUAUUUGCUACACUCACACCAAGCAGGAAACGCAGCCAAGGUCUCCCUUAUCAAUAGUUACAGCUCUGGUGGAUAAAAUCAAUUUGUGCAAGAAGAUUAUAUAUCCAGACUGUGACAUCAAAUUCACAGGCAAUGUUUCUUGGGUUGGGAGGACGUCCAUGGAAGUGAAGAUGCACAUGCUGCAGCUGCAUGGUGGUGAUUACAGCCCAGUGUUAGAUGCAACCUUUGUCAUGGUGGCCCGGGAUCCAGAGAAUAAACGGCCAGCAUUUGUUAAUCCACUCAUUCCUGAGACCCCUGAGGAAGAAGAAAUCUUCAAGCAAGGGGAAUUGAACAAGCUGAAGAGGAUUGAUUUCAGCACUGCUUCCUUACUGAAAAUGGCUCCCACUGCAGAAGAAAGAAACAUUGUUCAUGACAUAUUCCUUAAUACAUUGGACACAAGGACAGUAAGUUUCCGGAGUCGUAAAUUACCACCCAAUUCAGUGUGGAUGGAAGAUGCAAAGCUAAAAGGCCUACAGAUUUGCCAUCCUCAGGAACGGAACAUCUUCAAUAGGAUCUUUGGGGGUUUUCUCAUGAGAAAGGCAUUUGAACUAGGAUGGGCAACUGCUUGCAGCUAUGGGAGUUCCAGACCUUUUAUUGUAUCCGUUGAUGAUAUCAUGUUUCAGAGGCCAGUUGAGGUUGGGUCCUUAUUACUGCUUUCUGCACAGGUCUGUUACACAGAAAAAAACUACAUCCAGGUUCGAGUACACAGUGAGGUUUAUGAUGCAGAUACCAGGGAGCACCAGACAACCAAUAUCUUCCAUUUUACAUUUAUAUCAGAAAACGAGGUCCCACGGGUCAUCCCCAAAACUUAUGGAGAGUCCAUGUUGUAUUUAGAUGGAAAGCGACACUUUGCUGCCAUCAUGAAAGACAUCUGACACACGUUGAACACUGCAUCAGCAGUGUAGCAGCAUGCUGUCUUGGAAGGAGUUGGCACCAGAGAUGGCUGACAGACAGGUGCUUACAAUACUAAAAAAACCCAGCCCAGAACAAAACACCAAACCCCACAACAAAAAAAAACUUUCAAGUGCUAUUUAUGUAUUUGCAUAUAUUUGGAUUUUUAUUCUCUGCUACUAGGAUUUGUUGAAAUCUACUUUUACACGCUGAUGCUAGGAAAAAAGGCUGAAAAGAUGCAAUCUUAAGCAUUAGAUAGCUUCUCUUUGCUUUGAGAUAUCUCAUUACAACCUUUGCUGUCUUGUCACCAUCUACCUUCUUUCCCUUGGUAGCUCUCCUUUGUGUUUCCCUGAUAAGGGAUAGAAGUUCUAUCAGAAAAAUGUGUGCAAUAAGUAGAUACACACAGAUGAAGCCAUUUGACCUACAUUCUUGUGAAAUUAGGCUUAGGGUCAUCUUUUUUUUUUAAC
This is a messenger RNA of Haliaeetus leucocephalus (bald eagle), 1818 nucleotides long. RefSeq names its product acyl-CoA thioesterase 9 (gene ACOT9). The record is from RefSeq and is a predicted model, not a curated record. NCBI's taxonomy places the organism in Eukaryota, Metazoa, Chordata, Aves, Accipitriformes, Accipitridae. The transcript has 16 exons. Gene Ontology annotation, biological process: acyl-CoA metabolic process. Gene Ontology annotation, molecular function: fatty acyl-CoA hydrolase activity. Gene Ontology annotation, cellular component: mitochondrion. The coding region runs from base 31 to 1335 and encodes 434 amino acids.